CGGAUACAGCUUCGCAUUGUUGGCAAUUUUCCAAAUAAAUUACGCCCUCUGGCUUUUCGCAUCUUUUUGGACUGCUGAAGAUGGCCUGGCACGACAAGGACAGCUGGCUCACUGCAGCAUUCGCCCCCAACAUCUCCACCAUUUUGAUCUCCUUCCUCGUUGCUAUCACGCUUCCGAUACUCUUGCACCGUUGGAUUUACAGGAGAGCCACACCUACUACACUACCCACUUUCCUCUUGAUUGGACCCAGCGGUGCCGGAAAGACUGCUCUCGCUACUCUCAUCGAGCGCAGCUCCGUCGUUCCCACCCACACGUCCACGGCUCCCCUCUCGAUCGAAACCCUCCUCCCAGAACCAUACGUACCCGCCUCUGCGCACUACCGCUCCGCCGGCGACCCCGCCUACGAACGAGCCCGCCGCUUCCUCCUCCUCGACACCCCCGGUCAUGGCAAGCUCCGCCACUUCGCCACCAAAGAGCUUUCCAACCCCGAAAAUGUGCGCGGUAUCAUCUUCGUUGUCGAUGCUGCCGCCGUAGCUGACUCGGCUGGUCUCACUGAGUCGGCGGAGUACCUUCACGAUGUGUUGCUCUCGCUGCAGAAGCGAUACACGGGUGCGAAGACGAGCAAGGGCCCCAAGGAGAUUCCCGUUCUGAUCGCAGCCAACAAAUUGGAUCUAUUCACUGCGUUACCCGCGCACCUUGUCAAAUCACACCUCGAGAAAGCGGUUUCCGCCGUGAGGAAGAGCAGAGCGAAGGGACUGAAGGACAGUGCCAUUGCGUUGGGCGGUGGUGACGAAAACGCGAUUGAGGACGAUAGGGAGAACGAGUGGCUCGGUGAGGGUGGAGAAGGCGAGUUCGAAUUCAGGCAGAUGGAAGAGGUGGGAACUGGCGUUGUGGUCAGGGGAGGUAACGUACUGGGUGACGGGGGUGCGGAUGUCAAGGCCUGGUUUGAGUGGGUUGGUGAGCAAUUGUGAUGGCUUACAAUCUGCACGAAGACAUUUUGUUUAUUCGGGGGUUCCAAUCCGCCGGCCGGCGACACUUCCCGUGCUGCCCUAGGCUGGGGAUAUGUCAGUGAAAACGCAGGUGCACCACAUCCACACUCUCCCAUACUCUGUACAGUAGAUCACACCGAAACAAUCUCACACCACACGAGCACCAAGAUACCCGUACCAUUACAUAGACAUAAUACAAAACAAGAUUUAAACACC
Messenger RNA from Aaosphaeria arxii CBS 175.79, 1205 nucleotides. RefSeq names its product P-loop containing nucleoside triphosphate hydrolase protein. The transcript is spliced from 2 exons. NCBI's taxonomy places the organism in Eukaryota, Fungi, Ascomycota, Dothideomycetes, Pleosporales. The coding region runs from base 81 to 971 and encodes 296 amino acids. The record is from RefSeq and is a predicted model, not a curated record.